This is a messenger RNA of Miscanthus lutarioriparius, 471 nucleotides long. Lineage: Eukaryota; Viridiplantae; Streptophyta; Magnoliopsida; Poales; Poaceae. The record is from the annotation of a GenBank genome assembly.
AUGGCCGGCGCCCACGUGCGGCUCUUCCUCUUCAGGCUGCAGCAAAUGCUGCCGGCUAACGGCCACCCAGGUGCUCCUCACGAGGAUCCCCACGAAACGUGCUCUCACAUGCCUGUUGCGUUGGGUGGAGCCGAAAAAUCGAGCUUCUCCCAGCUCCCGUCUGCCACUGUGGACCCUAGCGCGUGGAGGUCGGAUCUGCCCCAACGGCAGGGAGGCGCAUGCGGGAGGGAGGGCGAGCGCUCUGGCGUGGUGGAGGUGGAGGCGGGUGCGCCGACGAGGUGGAGGUGGGGGCGGGUGCGCCAGCGUGGUGAAGGGUGGUGGCGGAGUGGAGGUGGGGACGGGUGCACCGGCGUGGUGAGGGUUGGCAGUGGGCGGCGGCAGAGGGCCCGAUGCGGCCGGGGAGGAGGAGGAGGACCCCCAACGCGUGCGGUUGCUCGAGGGUGGAGGACGAGCGGCGAAGUGAUAAGGUAA